AUGGAACCUUCUCGUAUUGAUCAUUUGAAACGUGGUGUCAUAAUGGGUAGCGCUGUGGGUGUUUGUUUGGGUCUGGCAUUGGGAACAUAUCACAUUUUUAGAUAUGGAGCAGGCCCGAGAGGAUAUGUUUCUACGCUUGGUCAAUAUAUGGUAUCGUCAGCUGGUAGCUUUGCAUUAUUCAUGGGAAUUGGUUCGGCGAUUCGUAGCGAAGAACAACCAAAGAAUGUCAUGUGGAAACGUCAUUUGGAACAACAUCAAAGAUUUUGUCAAAGAGGUUUUGCUAAUUUACCCGUUGAAGUUUUAGAGAGGAAGCGUUGGGAUAGAAAGGUCGUGGGAAUGUAA
Messenger RNA from Funneliformis mosseae, 342 nucleotides. The record is from the annotation of a GenBank genome assembly. Lineage: Eukaryota; Fungi; Glomeromycota; Glomeromycetes; Glomerales; Glomeraceae.